Molecule: messenger RNA, 588 nt
Organism: Ceraceosorus guamensis
Lineage: Eukaryota; Fungi; Basidiomycota; Exobasidiomycetes; Ceraceosorales; Ceraceosoraceae
Exons: 1
Coding region: 182-499 (105 amino acids)
Source: RefSeq, a predicted model, not a curated record
GGGGUCAGCUUUCGUCAUCCGCAUCAUCACCAGAGGCAACCAUGCAUCAGACUCUUUGAAUCCGUAUAGCAAAAGUGCCAGCCACGAGCACGAGAAGGUCGUGCUGCUUCCUUGCGGCCAGCUGGUUGCGCCUUCUUCCUACCUUACACCAUCUCACCGCAGUAAUCUCGUCCGAUUCAAAAUGCGUGCCUUUGCGUCAUCGACCGUUCUCUCCCUUUCGCCUUCUUCUGUAUCCCAACGCUCCUUUUUCCAAUCCUCGCUGGUCCAGACAUCAAAGAAGUCUUUUGGCACGGCGGGCAUCUGCUCGCACGCUGCAACUUUCCUCGCCUCGACUUGGUCCGCUUCGUCUGCUGCAGCACGGCAACAAUGCAUCCACGCUCCUCUCUCUUCCUCGACCAGCCUACAUCCUUUCCUUUUGCUUCUCCCAUUCUCCUCUCGCCAAACCGUUUCCCCCGUCUCCCCUUUUCCCCGCUGGCGAAACCGCGUCACCGUAUACUAAAAAGUCACUAGAAUGUUUUCCGCGUAUAGUCGAACAUCGAAAUUCGAAAGGCAAACAAGAAAAGGGCACUCGGAGCGUCGCGUUCUGGC